AUGUCGCUAUGGCUCCCCAGACCGUCUCCGUCCGUCCUAGCGCGCACCUAUAGCCGCCAGACUACCCUUGUGAACGUCCGCAUCGUCGCUCUCGUGUCCCAAAACUCGCGGCAUCAUAGAAACCACCCUCAUCUACUCGUAAGGAGGUUCCAGAGCACACAGUCAGGCCCGGAUGCCCCGAAAAACGCUUCCACGUCUGCUGGAGACGCUUCAAUGCCCGACCCGAAGCCGACGCCCCCCACACCCAAAGAGGAGGUCAUCCCGUUGAGCACGAGGGUGUGGAAGAAGGUCAAGCAUGAAGCACAGCAUUACUGGCAUGGCAGCAAGCUGCUCGUCUCGGAAGUGCGCAUCUCUUCCCGCCUCAUGUGGAAGAUCCUCCACGGCGAUAUCCUCACGCGGCGCGAGCGUAGGCAGUUGAAGCGCACGACUCAGGAUCUGCUGCGACUGGUUCCGUUUGCAGUGAUCGUUAUUGUGCCGUUCAUGGAACUUCUGCUCCCCGUGAUUCUCGCGGUCUUCCCGAACAUGUUGCCUUCGACUUUCGAAGACAAGUUCGCAGCAGAGGAGAAGCAGCGCAAGCUGCUCCGUGUCAGGCUGGAUAUGGCCAAAUUCUUGCAGGAGACUCUGCGCGAGUCUGGGCUGAAGGCAAAUGCGCACAUCGUUGGCAGUGACGCCUUCAAAGAGUUCUUCCGCAAGGUCCGCUCGACCGGCGAGUCGCCCUCCGCCACGGACGUGAUUAAUGUCGCGCGCCUGUUCGACGACGACCUAACGCUCGACAAUUUGUCGCGGCCGCAGCUAGUCUCGAUGUGCCGCUACAUGGGCAUCAACGCGUUCGGGACGGACAACUUCCUGCGGGGCACAAUCCGCACCCGGCUGCUCGAGCUCCGCCGUGAUGACAACUCGAUUCUUGCGGAGGGCGUCGAUGAGCUGAGUACGUCUGAGCUGCAGGCCGCGUGCCAGAGCCGCGGCAUCCGCACCACCGGCAUCUCCCCCGCGCGUCUCCGCGACGAGCUCUCCACGUGGAUUAACCUCCACCUGCAGAACCGCGUCAGCGGUGUCCUGCUCGUGCUCGCGCGAGCGUUCCAGUUCGAUAAGAAGCCUGGGCUGAACGAAGAUGGCAAGGCCGCGAUCAUUCAGAGCGUGGAGAGCGUGCUGUCUGGCUUGCCGGAUAACCUGCUCAACGAAGCCGAGCUCGAAGUUGACUCGGACAAGGCGAGCUACAAGCAGAAGCUCGAUGUGCUCCAACAGCAGGAGGAGCUUAUCGAGGACGAAAAAGAGCAGGAGCAGAAGGAGGAGGAUGCCCGGCGUGCGCGCAAGGAAGAGGAAGCGCGUCUCGCCCGGUCUCUCCUGCCUGAGUCUGAGUUUGAGCCUGAAAAGCUCGAGGAGGGCGAUGCCCGCAUGACCACCGAGCAGCUGAAGGAGCUCGCUGAAGCUCUGUCCGUGCUCUCGUCCACGUCCAGCAUCAAGAAGGAGCGCGACGAGUUGCGCGCACUGAUGGAAGAGAAUCUGCAUGCCGAGGAGGACCCGAAGUCGCCGUCGGGCGCACUGACGAAGCGGAUCCGCACGAUGCUCACAAAGAUCGACGGCCAGAUCUGGGACUAUGACGCGCGUGUGGGCUCCUCGCUGCAGAUGAUCUCGUGCGAUCCGCAGGGCCGGAUCUCGGUCGAGGACCUCGAGAAGGCGCUCGCUGUGAUCAAGCACAAGCCGGAUGAGGAGGUCGGGCACCGCGUCAUCGAGAAAUUGGACGUAGAUAAGGACGGGUUCGUCGAGCUCGAGCAUGUGCUGGGUCUUGUCAGAGAGGAGGGCUUGGGUACCGUUCUUGACGAUGAGGCGCAGUCUAUCCUAGGACAGGGAAACGAGCUCAGGAACAGCAAGCCGCGCAAGGAGGACAUCGUACAAGAGUAG
Messenger RNA from Sparassis crispa, 1902 nucleotides. Its product is annotated as LETM1 domain-containing protein mdm28, mitochondrial. The coding region runs from base 1 to 1902 and encodes 633 amino acids. Gene Ontology annotation, biological process: intracellular monoatomic cation homeostasis. NCBI's taxonomy places the organism in Eukaryota, Fungi, Basidiomycota, Agaricomycetes, Polyporales, Sparassidaceae. The record is from RefSeq and is a predicted model, not a curated record. The transcript is spliced from 8 exons. Gene Ontology annotation, cellular component: mitochondrial inner membrane. Gene Ontology annotation, molecular function: ribosome binding; calcium ion binding.